AUGGGUGAAACAACUCAACCAACAAAGAAUGUUGUAACUGGAAACGAUUUUGCAAAACUGACCAAAAAAGCCUUGAAACUUGGAGCUACAAGUCUUGAUUAUUCCAAUCGCAAACAUUGUAAGUAUUUUGUCAUACUCAACAACGGAAAAAAAAUACAUUUCGGAAAUCCUAAGUACGAGGAUUAUUUGAUUCAUCAUGAUGAAGAGCGAAGAAAGAAGUAUCUUGCUAGAGCCAAAAAAAUAACCAAUAAACAGAAAGUAUGAACCUGGGAGAAUCCAGAGUAGGCGAAUGAUUGGUCGAUUCAGCUUUUAUGGGUCGGUGAAUAAUUAAUUUUAGCUUAAAAAUUGUCUAUAAGUAUUAAACGACAAAAUGCAAAUUACUAUAGUUACGAAAAUCUUACCAGUGACAAAAUUAUAUUCCAUGAAGCCAAGGAGUACAAAGUCAAGAAUUCCAAACUUAAGUAUCAACGAAUUAAAAUUGAAACCAAGUUUCCAAAUGGUAAAAAGGAGCUCUUGUAAUCGAGACUCCAUUUUUGUUUUCCUUUGGAGUCACAGAAUGAUUAAAUCAAGAGACUAAUCAGCUCAGGGGAUAUUCAAUUCCAGUGUGUCUCUGGGAAAAAGAAGAAAAACCAAAUGAAAGUGAAAAAUCGUUUUUUGAAGCGAUAAACAAAGUCACAGAAAUCUGCCAGCAUUAUCUCGAGGAAGAAUUUGGUCCAGAUAUGGCGAGUUAUUUAACAAAUUCUCUCUAUUGGAAACAGGUUGAAUAUACUGACAAGAAGGGUAAAACAAAGAAAAAGAAGGAUUAA
Molecule: messenger RNA, 806 nt
Organism: Porites lobata
Lineage: Eukaryota; Metazoa; Cnidaria; Anthozoa; Scleractinia; Poritidae
Source: the annotation of a GenBank genome assembly